Messenger RNA from Tigriopus californicus, 1679 nucleotides. It is a transcript of the gene rswl, whose product is annotated as mitochondrial ribonuclease P protein 1 homolog. Bases 80 to 1504 code for a protein of 474 amino acids. The transcript has a single exon. Gene Ontology annotation, cellular component: nucleus; nucleoplasm; mitochondrion. Gene Ontology annotation, biological process: positive regulation of mitochondrial translation; mitochondrial tRNA 5'-end processing. The record is from RefSeq and is a predicted model, not a curated record. Gene Ontology annotation, molecular function: tRNA binding. Lineage: Eukaryota; Metazoa; Arthropoda; Copepoda; Harpacticoida; Harpacticidae.
CGUGGCCAAGUUCAAGUACUUGAAGAUCUUGGAGAGCGUUCAAUUUUUGGCUAGUCGAUACGUGCCCUUACCCGAGUCGAUGACCGAUGAACAGAUCAAGACUUUGGCCAAUUUGCGGUACAUCAUGCCUCGCACGCAGUUUCUGAUGUACUUGCGAUCGCCCGAGCACGCCGGGGUCACUCUGGACGAGAUCUUGGCUUCGGAUGAGCGGAUCCACGCCGGAUUUGACUUCACGGACCAAGCCAUGCGAGCGGCUGCUCCGCCCCAAAUGAGUCCGGAGGAGCUUGAAGAGCGAUGGAACCUGUUGCGCGAGACUUACAUGAGUAUGCGUCAGGAGGGCGAUGAUGUCCCUUUCGAUAUCAAGCCCGAGCGAUUGACGGAUUUGCUCUUGUCCGCGAACGAAAACAAGAUGCGCUCCACUUUGACUUUCUUGCACCAAGUACACCUGAUGCAUGUCAAGCGUCUUUUUAGGACCUUCACCCGGCGGGUUAUGGCUCGUCAGUCUCGCUCGGACGCUAUUCGUAAGAAAGUGGAGCAAGCCGAUGGGCACAUCAUCUAUGGCUUGGGUCAGAACACGUUCAACAUUCGAAUCGCAAAUCAAACUGUAGACCGUCAGGAUGAGUGGCGAAUGAUUCGCCAAUUCCAGCCGGCUUGGGGCCAAAGCAUGGUUGUGGAUUUGCAGUUCCUGAAAUACUCGUACCCGAGAUGCCUGAGUUCGAUAUAUCGCGAGAUCCAAUUCGGAAUUCACCGACUCAAGACCCUCAAAGGUAGUUUCGCUCUGUAUUUGUGCAAUUUUGAUCCGACUUGCCCUAAAAGCCAAAAGAUUUUCAAGCACUUUCCCAAACUUCGAGAACCUCACUAUCCGGUGGUACUGACGGAAAAAAGUUACUUGGAGCUGUUUCCUCAAAAAGAUCUCGUAUAUCUCUCACCUGACUCCAAAACAGACUUGAAGUUCAAUGGUGAUGACGUCUACAUUAUCGGGGCACAAACAUCAAAGUCCCAGGAUUGUCCGAAGACGCUGUCCGUUGCUAAAAAGGAUGGAAUCCGCCAUGCCAGAUUGCCAUUGAGAGCUAAUAUAGGCAUGCGAGCCGAACUUAACAUCGAUCACGUGAUGGCCAUGAUGGCCGAGCUUCAGUAUUCCGGCGACUGGAUUUACGCCUCUCGCUGGAUUCCUUCCAGAUUUUUUCGCAAUAGAAUUAAGAGCAUGGGACGAUUAGAGCCCAGAGAUGAAGCCGUGUACAAAGCUCAUAAUGAACUCAAUCCUAGUACGAACGAAGACAACAUACCAAUGGGACCGUUAGAAUAUCGCAAAAAAUUCAAGAGCAUACUGGAGCAAGAGUUAAUUCAUCCCGGACACACGCACGAGAGUGUUGACCUGACAACGAUCAUGCAACCAAAGGAGCGAAUGUCUACACCUAUAUUUAGGAAGACGCCGAACUCUAAGGGCGGCAAGACAUCUAGCUAUGCCUCGAAAGUGGCCAUAGCUACCAUUUUCGGGGAGUAGAGGUAAUUUAAUCUUCAACUUGUUAACAAAGAGGCAAAAUACGGAUAUGAAGCAUUAUUGGUCGUUCCAUUAUCAUAAACGCUUGUUAUCAAACUCCUUGUAAGUAAUUGCUACUAAAACAGCCCUUGAGUCAAAUGUUAAAGCUUCCAUAAAGCCCGUAGUGGUGUUUUCCUGA